This is a messenger RNA of Blepharisma stoltei, 705 nucleotides long. NCBI's taxonomy places the organism in Eukaryota, Ciliophora, Heterotrichea, Heterotrichida, Blepharismidae. The record is from the annotation of a GenBank genome assembly.
AUGGGUUGUAAAAAGUCCAAGUCUCUUUAUGAUCAAAAAUCAGCGGAAAAUGAAAGCUUGGAGAUUUAUGAAAGCAGAUUUCGGCUAAGAAAUCACAGCAUCCACGAAUAUGAAGCAACCAUACGGCGCUUCCAAAAUUUAUCUUUGCCUUCUGCUAAAGCAUUGGAAAUUUUAUCGCAAAAUUUCAGCUUGCCUUUUUCUCAUAAAUUGCUUGAAAUAUUCACAGAUAAGCUGAAUCUAAAUGGAGCCCUUAAUACUGACUAUCUUAUUUCCUUUGCAAUUCUUUAUGGAGAAGGCUCAGCCUACGAAAAGGCGGACUCGCUCUGGCACAUUGCAGAUACUGCAUACUCGAAUUCUUUGACAAAGAGUGAUAUUCAAAGAAUAGUGAAGGGGGUUAUUAGAGUUUCGAUCAGUAUAAUGCUAGAAGCAGCAAUUGAAGAAAAUUAUUUUAAUGUCAAUCGCUUAACUUCAUGGAAAAGCCAAUUAAAUGAAAGAGCUGAAGCUCUUGAAGAAAAACUGCUGAGACAUUUCUUUGGAGAAAAGCAUGAGAUUAAGAAAGAUGAAUUUAUCAAUAUAGUGGUUGAAGGAAAAGAUAGCCAAAUUACUGAUCCAGUUUCAGUAAGAACAUUGCUAGAACAUACUCAAGCCAUCCCGAAAAAGUUUGCGAACCCUUUCAAAAACAUGAAGACAAAAUUAACAGGCUAA